AUAUCAGAAAAUGCAAAUGCAAAUACUCCAAGAUACUGAGUUGUUAUUUUAACAUUUGUAAUAUUAUCGGUUAACUAGCCGGUUUUUUAACGCUAAUGUAGCGUUGGUCGCGCGCGAUAUGUGUGCACGAGGUGUUGUGUGCAAUUCAGUAAUCUGCACCCUUCUGAAUACAAUUAUAAUUUCCGAGGCCGCUUGACAGUACUUCCGCGCUCGCGAUACAACGGUAUGAGAUAAAAACUGGAGAAACUAGGCCAAGCGAAAGGGUAUACUGGCGUCUUAUCAUGAUGCUACCAGGAUUUAAAAAGGAGUCUCCCCUCGCGGCAUCAACGAUUUAAUUACCACGUCUGUCAUUAGCAGUUUUAAGGUCUGAGAUUCGCACGACUUGUGAUCAUAAACGAUUUUGCUUGCUAUUAUACGCUGAUAAAAUGUUAUUAAAUCUGCUGUUGAGACAAAUUAUUGUUCUCAUUAUACUGUGCUAUUCUUCUGCGCAUUCGGAACUAUGGGAAAGUGGUUUGCGCCAAAGAUACGACGGCUACGGAGAGGAUUGGAUAUUCAUGCCUGAUGGUAAUGGACAACCCCAAGUGGCAGUGUUAAAAGUGCAAGAUAGCGAAACGAGAGGCGUAUUGGACGGAUCGGAGAUAGCUUACAUAAUUUAUACUCGAUCCAAUCCGAAAGAAGGCACGCGAGUAACUCUAAAUGAUACCACAAAUUUCGCUGAUUCUAAUUUUAAGCCUUCGCGAAAAACGAAAUUCAUAACGCACGGUUGGAAAUCAAGUGCCAUGAGCGUCGGGCUUUUGAAAAUGAAAGAAGCUUUUCUCACUCACGGCGAUUAUAAUGUUAUCCUCGUGGAUUGGGAACCUUUGGCCGCGAGCACGUUUUAUUUGGGACCGAUGCAAAACACUGUAAGAGUCGGAACUGAUGCUGCUAAUUUCAUAGAUUUUUUAGUGAAAGAGACUGGGUUAAAGACGAAGGACGUUCACUUUAUCGGCCAUUCUCUCGGUGCACACGUGGCGGGAAACGCGGGCGGCGCGACGACUGUUGGGAAGUUGAGUAGAGUAACAGGCUUAGAUCCAGCGUUGCCGGGAUUUCACAUGCUCGCUUCUGAAAAAACUCGAUUGGAUUCUACUGACGCGGUAUUCGUUGACGUCAUACAUUCCUGCGGAGGUGUGUUAGGCUUUCUUCAACCUCUGGGGAAGGCAGACUUCUAUCCGAACGCUGGUACGGCGGUUCAACCUGGGUGUUGCUGCGUUGCCGAAAUAAUGGAGGCUUGCAGUCAUGGAAGAUCAUAUGAAUACUUCACGGAAAGCAUCAAUUCAAAAACGGGCUUCUCAGCGACAAAAUGCGAUAACUGGGACUCAUAUAUGAACGGUAAUUGCGCCAAUUCGCAAGUGGUGUUUAUGGGAGAGCAUGUAGAUCAGACUGCCGAGGGUCUAUUCUUUCUUAGAACGAGAUCGGGUCCACCUUACGCGUACAUUCCGAAAGUAACCGAUAACAAUAUCUAAAUAAAAACGAUAUCGCAU
This is a messenger RNA of Formica exsecta, 1520 nucleotides long. RefSeq names its product pancreatic triacylglycerol lipase-like. NCBI's taxonomy places the organism in Eukaryota, Metazoa, Arthropoda, Insecta, Hymenoptera, Formicidae. Gene Ontology annotation, biological process: lipid metabolic process. Gene Ontology annotation, molecular function: lipase activity. The transcript has 5 exons. Bases 426 to 1502 code for a protein of 358 amino acids. The record is from RefSeq and is a predicted model, not a curated record.